CAUUCACUACAGGGUCCUACAAAGCCAAGGACCUGUACACAUUGCUGCUGCAAGACAAACUGUGGAUAGCUCAACACGGACAACUUACUGCUUUGCGACUUUCUGAGAGGAUCUGCUCAUUUGGAAUAUAAUCUCUAAGGACUAUUUCACACAAUCACAAAAAUACAUAGUCUUAAUUUUGCGUAAUUCCUCUAGCUGUGCUUGAUUUGUUUGAAAUGUUGUAAUCUGAGCUGAAGUUUGAAGCCAUUUGUGAGAGGGUGAAGGACAAGUGCAAUGCGCGUCAGACUCGUCCAUAGGGAUUGUUCCACUUGCGCCUGAGGAGCUACAUGUCAGGCUACCGCAAAGGGCUUGUCCAAUGUGAAUAACAAGAGACAACUUCCAGCCUCUUCAGAUUUUCAGUUAUACAAGCAAGUGUAACCCGGAGUUUGACCGAGCCAGCUGAGCAGCUCUGACACCCCGGACUCUACCCGGGCUGGGGAUGGUUGUGGAUUCUGUGGGGCCAGGAGCGAUUCAGCGGCUCCUACAGAACAGCACCUUUUUCUUGUUUGGGGUUACAUCGAAAUUAAAAGGAGAUGAGAACCGUGAUUUGUUACUUCCUGCUGUGGACCACGUACCUGCUACUGGCCACCUCUGAGGAAGUGGAGUUUCCCCAGGAGCUGAUAGACAGAUUGUCGCACAGUGAAAUCCACAGCAUCAGCGACCUCCAGCGGCUACUGGACAUUGAUUCCGUAGGUACGGGAAACGAUGUCAUCGAGGGGCCCAAACACCACAAGCACCACAACCACCAUAAGAACUACUCCCGUCAUAAUGCUUACUACAAUGACCUGAAGAGCUCCCAGCUCCACAGCCGUCGCAAGAGGAGCCUUGUCGAGGAGGCGGUCCCAGCGGUGUGUAAGACGCGGACGGUGAUCUAUGAGAUCCCCAGGAGCCAGGUGGAUCCAACGUCUGCUAACUUCCUGAUAUGGCCGCCUUGUGUAGAGGUGAAGCGCUGCACAGGCUGCUGCAACACAAGCAACAUGCGCUGUCACCCUUCCCGCAAGCACCACCGUACAGUUAAGGUAGCAAAGCUGGAGUAUGUAAGGAGGAGAACCAAGCUGAAAGAGGUCUUUGUGCGGUUAGAAGACCACCUGGAGUGUGUGUGUACGUCACAACAUCAUGUGGUGGAGCAUUCAGAUGCAGAACCAGUGGACGUGAGGUGAGACCAAUUAGAGUGUCAGCAUGGGAAGGACCCCAAAAGAGGACACCAACAACAGGAGACCUGCUCUGUCCUCUUUCCCACUGCCAUGCAACCAUCGUUUUAAAAAACACAAACUUUUCUGAGAGAUGAAAGACUUAAAACAGACAAAAAACUAAAACUAAAAAAGAUGCCAAAGGUGCUUUUUUCUACGAAACAGUAACCAGUAAUGAUGACCUCUGCUGGGUGCCACCUCUCUGGACAACUGACUCCUGCAGCUGAGGAUGAAGAAAAAUGUUGCAGAGCUCAGCAGGGCAGACAGAGGCCGAAGGGAGAUGAUGAAAGGGAUUUGUGCUGAACAUUACGAUGGACUUUGUUUGAAGACGCACUACAGAAAAAGCUACGAAAAAGAGGUGGAAGAGUUUUCACAGGAAUCUUGUGCUCCACACUCCAAAACAGUGCUAGCAGGAGAUGAGCCCCGGCGUAGGGGUAGAAAGAAGCCCUGCCCUGCUUAAAGAUUUUCAUACACAGAAGAAAGAAAGAGAGAUGAAAGUCUGAGGAAAAAGACAGCGAGAGGUGUUUUCCACAAAUAACUGAAUGGAGUAACAAACAUUUUGAGUUUUUGGAUUUGUGAUCUCAGUCAAGAGGAGUUCCUCCACGACCAUGUGACUUUGCCCACUUAUUAUGUACAGUUCAAUUUGGGAAGGAAGAUGUUCCGCUACUUACAAACUAUUUAUAUGUGUGGAUGUUCACUGUUGGUCUCUUCCAGUACAAAAGAAAGAAAGAACAAAAAUAUGUUUUAAUGAUUUUGGAGACAUGAAAGAGUGCUGUGUGGCCAGGUUCAGUUCUUUUUAACCCUCACAAUCUCAAAGUCAUUUUUUAGUCCAUGUUAUUCUUGUCAUCCAUGUUUCUUAUUAUAUUACUGUAUAUUUGAAUGAUGUCAAGUCUUGUAUAUGGUUUGGAUAUAUGUGUUUGAGGAGAAGAUGUGAGAGUCAGUACAGGAAGAUGCUUUAUUUUUGUUAUGAAAUAUAUCAAGCUUACUUAUAUUCAAACAGGAAUUAUGAUUUUUUUUUUUUGUGGUCGUACGUUUGUAUUUAAUCCAGUGGAAAAGAUGCAGAAAUUUGGACAGGAGAUGGAAGAGACAAUGGAAGAAAGGCUGCCAGUGAAUCAGAGCUGUGAAGAAGAGCAAGCAGAAGCUCAAACAUGGCAACUUCAUAGCUUGUGGUCAUAUCUCAUUAUUCUACAGCCAUGAUAACUCCUACCUAAUCUUAAUUUAACAAGUGAUAAUUUACACAAACAUGCAUACAGCACACCAGAGCAUGUUCAUGUCUAUCAUACACUGCAAAAACUGAAAUCUUGCCAAGCAUAUUUGUCUAAUUUCUCACAAAAAUAUACAGUUACUCCCAAUUAAAGUCACAUUUACCUUACAAGUCCAUAAAUAAAUCUGAUUUGAAGACGUUAGAAAAUGUACGCUUCGCUGUUUGCAAUAAGUGGAAAUAUCUGCCAAUACAGAAACAAAGUUUUUAGAAAUGGGUAUUACAUCUUGUUUCAAGAAAAUGAUCAAGAACAUGUUUCUUGCUGCAUUCGCAGAUGUUUUUAUUCAUUAUAUAAAAUUAAUGUUCAGUUUCAGCUUUUAAUAUCUUGAAAUAAGAUUGAUAUCUAGACAUGUCAGAUAGAUGUGACAAAUAUAAGUGUAAUGAUAUAUUUUGAGUAGACAUUAGACAAAUGCACUUGCUAAGAUUUGUGUUUUGGCAUGGCAUAAAGAGUCAGAAAAACUCUACGUGCAUAAAUGCAUGUAGAGUAUGGGUGAAUGCGAUUCCUCUCCUAGCUGAGGCUAUUUUUCACCCAUAUCACAUUAACAUUGAUAAGGAAAGAUGCCCGCCCGCCCAGCUACACAAGUGCACAUGUUUUUCCUGCAAAGAGCAAAGUCCACUUUAAAGAGUGAAUGAGCGAGCAAAGCAAAUCGACAAGUGCAUGAAUGGGCUCCUUGUGUGCAGGAUUUACUCUUCUGUCGACAGGAGAACAAUUCACAGCUUACUCUGCCCUAUGGAGAGACUCACACCUUCUGCAGCUACAUACCAUCAGGACAGAUGAUGAUGAUGAGUGCCCUGAGGUGGCCUGAAAACAUUACAGAGCAGGCCUGACUCCAUGCAUCGAUGGAACAAACAAUGACUUCCUUACCAGUUCCUGAAACAGUGAUGAAUGUGCAACUAGGCCAACAUAACAAAAAAAAAAAAACAUCCUCCACCCCAUGCAAUGAGGAAGUUAUUCAGAGAUUUUUUCUUGGGACAGCAAAGGAAUAAGUCAAGAGAAGAUGAAUGGGAAUAAAAGAUUGAUUGACUGCUGAUUUGUGGACAUCAGAUCACACACACACCUGAAUAAACUAGCCGUUUGUUAACUUCUGCUAUAUUUAUAAAGCUUAAGUGUGAUCACUGUCCACAUUCACAUUAAAACUGAUGUGUGAUUGUGUUCUCAGUAAACCAGGGACCAAGCUUAGAUAGAUUUGAGUAUAGAAAAUGCCUUUUCUCUUUCACUAAGCCGCUAUUACUUUUCAUUUUUGCUUCCAUCAGAUGCAGAAAGACAGCAAUAAUCAUAAUUUAUAUAUUUAUUUAACAAUAAAUAUAUUUAUGCUCAUGAAAUUUUC
Molecule: messenger RNA, 3818 nt
Organism: Notolabrus celidotus (New Zealand spotty)
Lineage: Eukaryota; Metazoa; Chordata; Actinopteri; Labriformes; Labridae
Gene: pdgfab
Product: platelet-derived growth factor alpha polypeptide b
Exons: 6
Coding region: 573-1199 (208 amino acids)
Biological process (GO): positive regulation of ERK1 and ERK2 cascade; positive regulation of MAP kinase activity; positive regulation of phosphatidylinositol 3-kinase/protein kinase B signal transduction
Cellular component (GO): membrane
Molecular function (GO): platelet-derived growth factor receptor binding; growth factor activity
Source: RefSeq, a predicted model, not a curated record